UCUGUGGACACACGAAGGGCGAAGUCGGAAGCCGAGGCUUUGGAGAAACGGAAAAUUGAGUGAUGCCCCCGUCAGCGAGAGGAGAUCUCGCCUGUAAAAAGCGAAAAAGCGGAGCCCGCCAUUGCCACCUCUGUCCCUCUAUAUCUCGCGCUCUCGCUCUGAAAAUUGCCCCCUCUCUUCAAGGAAGGAGAGGGGAAGGAGUAUGGCGGAGAUAGACCUGUCGGAUGCCGAUCGGGAGGCGGCGAGGGUGCCGGCGAGGACGUCGCUCAUUGACUCUCUGAUGGGCUGCGGUCUCGCGGGCCCCAGGAUUGAGAAGGAGGACCUCCAGCGGCGGGUGGUGAUCCCGCCCUACCUCCGCCAAGCCCUCUCCGAGUCCAUCAGCCGCAAGGAUGUCCCCGGGGACGCCGAGGAGCGGUUUCCCUGGGACGGCUCCAGCACCGCCCCUGAGGCGCCCAUCGUCGUCUUCGUCAACUCCCGCAGCGGCGGCCGUCACGGUCCCGCCCUCAUGGCACGUCUACAGGAGCUGAUCAGCGAGGAGCAGGUGUUUGACCUAUCAAAUGUGAAACCUACAGAUUUCUUUCAAUACGGAUUGGGCUGCCUGGAGAGAUUAGCUGGUUUUGGAGAUAAUUGUGCAAGUGAGACUCGUGAAAAGCUGCGGGUUAUGGUCGCAGGUGGUGAUGGCACUGUUGGCUGGGUGUUAGGGAGUAUUUCAGAGCUUUAUUUACAAAACAGAUUGCCACUUCCACCAACUGGAAUCAUUCCCCUUGGAACUGGCAAUGAUUUGUCUAGGAGUUUUGGUUGGGGUGGUUCGUUCCCUUUUGCAUGGAAGUCCGCGGUUAAGCGCUCUCUUUUUAAAGCAACAACUGGACAAGUUUGCCAGCUUGAUAGUUGGCAAAUUGUGGUAUCAAUGCCAUCAGGAGAGGCAAUAGAACUCCCAUAUGCUCUGAAAAAUCGAGAAGAGUGUGUUUUUGAUAAGGAUGACAACAUUGAAGACUAUUUACCAGAAAAACCUACUCAGAUUGAAGGAGUGUUCUACAAUUAUUUUAGUAUAGGGAUGGAUGCACAGGUUGCUUAUGGGUUUCAUCAUUUGCGGAACGAAAAACCAUCGCUGGCACAAGGACCAAUUUCAAAUAAGUUGAUAUAUUCAGGUUACAGUUGCACUCAGGGAUGGUUCUUUACACCUUGCUUAAGCGAUCCAAGUCUAAGGGGGCUCAAAAACAUUCUACGGUUACAAAUAAAACGACCCAACUCCUCAAAAUGGGAACCGGUUCGGAUUCCUUCAAGUGUCAGGGCCAUUGUAGCAUUGAAUCUUCCCAACUAUGGAAGUGGAAGAAACCCAUGGGGCCAAUUGAAGCCUGACUAUUUGGAGAAGAGAGGAUUUGUAGAGGCUCGUGCUGAUGAUGGCCUGCUUGAGAUCUUUGGUUUUAAGCAAGGGUGGCACGCUUCGUUUGUGAUGGCAGAACUGAUUAACGCCAAGCAUUUAGCGCAGGCCGCUUCCAUCAAGUUGGAACUAAGAGGGGGCCAGUGGAAAGAUGCUUACAUGCAAAUGGAUGGAGAACCGUGGAAGCAGCCAAUACACGCGGAGCAUUCGACAUUCGUUGACAUCAAAAGGGUUCCUUGUCAGUCACUUCUGAUAAAUGGUCUAUAAAUAUUUGUGGAAUUUGUGCAUCGUUCAGUCCAUUUUACGUCAUCCUGAUAGAUGUAUUCUAUGCUCCCUUACGACUUUACUGCUGCACCUCACGUGUUACAGAGGACAGGAUUCUCGUUUCACUUGUAAAUGGUACGGUAGAGACCAGCCUUAAAUGGAAAAAUCAAGUGCAGGGUGAAAAAUCAUUUUAGA
Molecule: messenger RNA, 1840 nt
Organism: Nymphaea colorata (pocket water lily)
Lineage: Eukaryota; Viridiplantae; Streptophyta; Magnoliopsida; Nymphaeales; Nymphaeaceae
Product: diacylglycerol kinase 4-like
Exons: 12
Coding region: 203-1648 (481 amino acids)
Molecular function (GO): ATP-dependent diacylglycerol kinase activity
Source: RefSeq, a predicted model, not a curated record